This is a messenger RNA of Saccostrea echinata, 1067 nucleotides long. RefSeq names its product calmodulin-like. The record is from RefSeq and is a predicted model, not a curated record. Gene Ontology annotation, molecular function: calcium ion binding. NCBI's taxonomy places the organism in Eukaryota, Metazoa, Mollusca, Bivalvia, Ostreida, Ostreidae. The transcript has 7 exons. The coding region runs from base 69 to 968 and encodes 299 amino acids.
GGAUAUGUGAAAACGCACUCUAAAACUUACUGGAUUCCAUGAUAAAUACAAACUAGAAAGAAUUAAUAAUGCCACCGAAAAAGGUUGUUAGGAGAAAGAAAAAGAAACCAGUUAAAAAGGAGCCUGUCAUAACCGAUGAGCAAAUAAAGUUGUACCAGCAAGUGUUCAGACGUUUUGAUAAGGAUAAGAAUGGGACGAUAUCCGUAGAGAACUUGGAAAAAGUCAUGAAGGCUUUAGGCCAGGAUAUUGCCCAUGACGACAUUAAAUCAAUGAUACAGGAGUACGACAGAAGUGCAAAUGGUUUCAUAAGCUACCUCGAUUUCAUGGAAAUCAUGGUCAAAAGAGGGGACCAGACAGAAAUUAUAACGGAGGAAGAAUUAACAGAGGUGUUCAGCGUAUUCGAUAUGGAUGGUUGUGGGACGAUCACUGCUCAUGAUCUUAGAGAAGCAAUGGCGGCCCUGGGUAAUGGCAUCACAGAACAGGAAGCAGAAGAACUUAUACAAAAGGCUGACAAAGACGAGGACGGAUUAGUUAACAUAACAGAAUUUCGCGCUGCCUUUGAAAUGUUGGACACCAGUGGGACGGGGAAGGUGGCAAUAUCGCAACUUCCCGAUAUCAUUCGCAAAAUAGAUCCUACAGCAAGACGAUCAGAUAUCAACAACAUGGCAAAACUUCUGAAUAAAGAUGGGGAAUUUGGAUUCCACGAUUUUGUCAACGCACUGACUCUUAGAAUGCGACAAGCAGAUAUCGAGGAUGAAUUACAAAGAGCCUUUCGAAUUUUUGAUAAGGAUGGAGACGGAUAUAUUACAGUCCGAGAACUUAGGCAUCUGAUGACAAAUCUAGGUGAAAAGUACACGGAGGAAGAAGUCAAUGAAAUGAUACAAAUUGCUGACUUUAACCAAAAAGGAAAGGUCGAUUUUCAAGAUUAUAUAAAGCUGGUGACACAGUCUUCAAGAUAUGAUAGCUGAGUUUAUACGGUUGUAAUACCAAACUCUUUCUGAUAGAAAUUAAAGAAGACGGUGUGAAGAAAUCAAAAUAAAUGUGCAUUGAAUAUGAUUGAUAUUCAU